GGCAUUUUGAAAAACAAGUGGUCAAUACUCUACCUCCUGCUUAGCCUUAGUGAAGAUCCACGUAAGCAGUCUAACAAGGUAUCAAGUUAUGCCACGCUUUUUGCUCAAGCAUUGCCACGGGAUGCUCACUCAACCCCUUAUUACUAUGCCAGGCCUCAAAGCCUUCCAUUAAAUUAUCAAGACCGCAGUGCUCAGUCUGCCCAGAGUUCCUGCAGCAUGGGGAGCAGUGGGAUCAGCAGCAUCAGCCUCUAUGCUCUGAAUGGACCAACACCAACUCCACAGUCACUCCUUCCAGGACAAUCCUAUCAAGGUCCGGGUGUUGGAGAUUGCCUCCGUCAGCAAUUAGGGUCACGUCUUGCAUGGACUCUAACUGCAAACCAGCCUUCGUUACAAAACGCUACCUCAAAAGGUUUUCCGAAUGCUGUGUCCCGUGGUGUGCCAAGGUCAAGGCGAGACGGGGAUACAAGCGGCUCGGUUGAAGUAACUGAAGCAAAUCUUGUAAGAGAUGUUUUGUAUGUCUUCCAGGGAAUAGAUGGCAAAAACAUCAAAAUGUGCAAUUCUGAAAAUUGCUAUAAAGUGGAGGGAAAGGUGAGCUUGUCCAAAUCUCUCAGAGAUACUACAAGUAGGCUUGCAGAGCUCGGAUGGCUACAUAAUAAAAUAAGAAAAUACACAGACCAGAGGAGUUUGGAUCGUGCGUUUGGACUUGUGGGCCAGAGUUUUUGUGCAGCCUUACAUCAGGAACUUAAAGAAUACUACCGACUUUUGUCUGUUUUACAUUCUCAGUUGCAAUUGGAAGAUGAUCAGGGCGUGAAUUUGGGACUUGAGAGCAGUUUAACACUUCGCCGGCUUCUAGUCUGGACAUAUGAUCCUAAAAUAAGGUUAAAGACCCUUGCAGCACUUGUUGAUCACUGUCAAGGGAGAAAAGGUGGCGAACUAGCCUCAGCAGUUCAUGCCUAUACUAAAACAGGAGAUCCCUACAUGAGAUCUCUGGUUCAGCACAUUCUUGGCCUAGUAUCCCAUCCUGUACUGAAUUUCCUUUAUCGCUGGAUUUAUGAUGGAGAGCUGGAGGAUACAUACCAUGAGUUUUUUGUAGCUUCAGAUCCUACAGUUAAAACUGAUCGGUUGUGGCAUGACAAAUACUCUUUAAGGAAAUCAAUGAUCCCUUCCUUUAUUACAAUGGAGCAGUCAAAAAAGGUCCUCUUAAUAGGAAAAUCCAUAAACUUCUUGCAUCAAGUUUGUCAUGAUCAAACUCCCUCCACAAAGAUGAUUGCUGUGGCAAAAUCUGCAGAGUCGUCAAAAGAUGCUGCUGAUUUGUUCACAGAUCUGGAAAAUGCAUUUCAAGAGAAAAUUGAUGCAGCUUAUUUUGAGACCAGCAAAUACCUGCUGGAUGUUCUCAAUAAGAAGUACAAUUUACUGGAACACAUGCAAGCCAUGAGGCGAUACUUACUACUUGGUCAAGGAGACUUUAUCAGGCAUUUAAUGGACUUACUCAAGCCAGAGCUUGCACGACCAGCUACAACCUUAUAUCAGCAUAAUCUCACUGGAAUCCUUGAAACAGCGGUGAGGGCAACUAAUGCCCAGUUCGAUAAUCCUGAAAUUCUCAAACGAUUGGAUGUUCGACUUCUGGAGGUGUCUCCUGGCGACACUGGAUGGGAUGUCUUCAGCUUGGACUAUCAUGUUGAUGGGCCAAUAGCAACGGUAUUUACACGUGAGUGCAUGAGCCACUAUCUAAGAGUAUUUAAUUUCCUUUGGAGAGCAAAACGAAUGGAGUAUAUUCUUACUGAUAUAUGGAAAGGGCACAUGUGCAAUGCAAAGCUUCUGAAAAGUAUACCAGAGCUUUCUGGGGUGCUGCAUCAGUGUCACGUUCUGGCAUCAGAAAUGGUCCAUUUCAUUCAUCAAAUGCAGUAUUACAUUACAUUUGAGGUGCUUGAAUGUUCAUGGGAUGAACUCUGGAACAAGGUCCAACAAGCACAGGACUUGGAUCACAUCAUUGCAGCUCAUGAAGUUUUUCUAGACACAAUCAUAGCUCGGUGCUUGCUGGAUAGUGAUUCCAGGGUACUUCUCAACCAGCUCCGAGCUGUUUUUGAUCAGAUCAUUGAGCUCCAGAAUGCCCAAGAUGCAAUGUACAGAGCUGCUUUGGAGGAGUUGCAGCUGAGGUUGCAAUUUGAAGAGAGGAAAAAACAGCGUGAGCUUGAGGGACAGUGGGGUGUAACUGCAUCAGAAGAUGAAGAAGAGAGCAGGAGGAUGAAAGAAUUUCAAGACUCAAUACCCAAAAUGUGCUCACAGCUGCGAAUACUCACUCACUUUUACCAGGGAAUUGUCCAACAGUUCUUGGUCCUGCUGACAACCAGUUCUGAUGAAAGCCUUCGGUUUCUCAGCUUUAGAUUGGACUUCAAUGAACAUUAUAAAGCCAGAGAGCCAAGGCUUCGCGUGUCGUUGGGCACUAGAGGCAGACGAAGCUCCCAUAUGUGAAACAACUGCGAAGGACUGCACCUCGGUAUCCGAAGGAUGUUGAACCUCUUGUUGGACAAGGCAAUCAGUGUUGACAUAGUACCACCAAAUCGUGCGUGAUCGGUGUCUACCAUUUCUGGAGUCAACAUGUUUUUUGGUCGUGUGAUUGUGUGACACUGUAUAGCAGAAAGCAAAAAAAAGUAGGGUUUUUCUACACAGACAUUUCUAGAAUUACCAGACUAAAUGGGCUGAUUGAACCUCUUCCAACCAACUUCUUAAACCAUCCUUUUAAAAAGUUGCCAAUUUAAUUUGAAGCU
Nestor notabilis (Kea) is the source of this 2768-nucleotide messenger RNA. RefSeq names its product tubulin, gamma complex associated protein 3 (gene TUBGCP3). The record is from RefSeq and is a predicted model, not a curated record. Gene Ontology annotation, biological process: microtubule nucleation; cytoplasmic microtubule organization; meiotic cell cycle. The transcript is spliced from 19 exons. The annotation marks the transcript as partial. Gene Ontology annotation, cellular component: gamma-tubulin small complex; spindle pole; centrosome. Gene Ontology annotation, molecular function: microtubule minus-end binding; gamma-tubulin binding. Lineage: Eukaryota; Metazoa; Chordata; Aves; Psittaciformes; Psittacidae.